Molecule: messenger RNA, 310 nt
Organism: Scutellospora calospora
Lineage: Eukaryota; Fungi; Glomeromycota; Glomeromycetes; Diversisporales; Gigasporaceae
Source: the annotation of a GenBank genome assembly
GCCAAAACGAUAUUGUAUCCAUCCACACGAAGCUUCCGAUCAAUUUUCCGAAUGUCUCCGUUUAACCAAUCUCCCCCAAGCCUCCGUAGCAAGGGCUAUCUCCCCUUCUGCACUUCAUUUGCCUGGUAGCAGCUUGCUCGGCCGAAAGAAAAUUGCCACUGGGAGAGCGAAUCUCCGAGAGCAGAGAGCCGCUGGGGGAGCGGAUGUUGCUCGUGUUCGUGCCUCCGGUGCCGCUGGCGAAUUCCUCGAGGUCGAAGCAUUCGCUGUAGGUGUGUUUGCGUGGCGGGCGGGCAGAGAGGGAGACGUUGGA